UGUCUGAAUGUGCAGUUGUUAAAACUCACAUAUCGCAGAUGGCGAGUGGAUGUUAGAACGAGACAACAGCGCUGUCUUCCCACAUGGUCUUGAGAGGGAGAGAUAUGCAGACUGACUUCAACCACUUCAGAAACUUGGAGAGAGCUUUGCAGUCAGUGCGCUCACAUAACCACUGAACUAUUUCAAGGCAUUAGCAACUGUUACUCGAGUUCAGCAGAGAGGCGCUGUGAAAGUCAGCGACAACGGGCUGGCACAGCCGCGUGGUAGAUCCCCAACAACGAACUUUUUUUUUUAUCCGAGCAGUUCCCGCUCUGGAAAGGACCGUAAACCAUUUACCUUUUGCCUCUCAGGGUUGACCUCAUAUCACACAACGAGAACUAAGCACAGUUUGCUCCACACACCAGCAGUUUUGAGGACUUUGAGAGAGCGCAUUUUCCCCGACAUUUGUAGCCAUGGUUCAGAGAAGCAGCAGCGCGGAGAACCCCGAGGCUCUGUUCGCCGGGGAAUCAUCUGAUUCCGGAGCUAUGGACCUGGACAUAGCCUCUUCCCCAACUCCCGGUUCUACGGCUUUGGCUGGGGAUAAAUUAGACCCCGCGUGGUGUAAAACACCCAGCGGUCAUAUCAAGAGACCAAUGAAUGCUUUUAUGGUAUGGUCUCAGAUAGAAAGGCGUAAAAUAAUGGAACAGUCACCAGAUAUGCACAACGCUGAGAUUUCCAAGCGACUAGGCAAGCGCUGGAAACUCCUGAAAGACAGCGACAAGAUCCCCUUCAUCCGGGAAGCAGAGCGGCUCCGGCUCAAACACAUGGCAGACUAUCCAGACUACAAGUACCGACCAAGGAAGAAGGUGAAGUCCAGCAGCUCCAAGUCAAGCAGCACCGACAAGCCAGAGAAGCCAACUGGCAGUAGCUGUGCCUCCGCCAGCUCCAAGCCGUCCUCCAGAAAGAGUAGCGGCUCGAGGUCUGCCAGCAAACAGCACAAACCAGUCCUAGGGAGCGCUAAAGCCGCUGUGCCAGAGCCGCAUUCUCCAGGUGUUGCCGCCGACCAUCACUCCCUCUACAAAUCCAGGUCUGUCUCGGCUGCCAAACAGAUCCCCGAAAAGAAGUCAAAGAGGGUUUACGUGUUUGGAGGCAGUGGGGUGAGUUCAUCAUCGGCGGCGGUCCCCGCAAGCCCCACGUUCAGCAGCUCCGUGGAGUCCAGCGAGCCCCUGAGCCUGUAUGAUGAGCCUGCGAGUGGAAAACACGGCGCGGACUCUCCGCGCAGCGUCUGCUCGGACCAGCACCGCUACACCAGCACGCGGGCACCGUCCCCAGCUCCCUCCGUGUGCCACUCGUCCUCUUCAUCCCAUUCAUCAUCAUCCUCCUCCUCGGACGAAGAGUUUGAAGACGAUCUGCUGGACGUGAAUCCUAGCCCGGGCUUUGACAGCAUGUCGCUGGGCAGCAUGGGGUCCUCAGUACUGGACCGGGAUUUGGACUUUCAUUUCGAGUCGGGAUCCGGUUCUCAUUUCGAGUUCCCUGACUACUGCACCCCGGAGGUGACAGCGUUGAUCUCGGCGGACUGGCUCGAGUCAACAAUCUCUAACAUGGUGUUCACGUGUUGAGCAAGAAAACAAGAAGUUGUUGACUUUGCAUUAAUUCUAAAAAAAAAAAAAGGGAUUCCGGUGAAGUGCGUUUGUGUUCAUGUACCGAAUGAGUCCCGUGCAAGAGCGACGGUGAGCGCGCGGCAUGACUGCAUGCCUCCGUGAUGUUUCCGGCAUGACAGACUGGGGCUCGGGGGUCGUGAAGUGGCGGACAAUUUGAGUCCGUCGGUUCAGAAACAAGAGGAGGAUACGAGAGUGCACCCUGAGCCGGACCGAUCCGAUAGGAAAACAUACAUACUCUAUCCGAACUGGAACUGUGAUUGAUUUGCACGUAAACAAGGGCGGACUCAGGUCGGCUAUUUGAAUCAGUUUUAAUUAAAAGGGACUUGAGAAACUCUUAAAACGAUCGCCAAGUGAACUUGAUGUCUUUAGAGGUACAGAUGUGGGCCACGUUGGGUUGUCUUUCCUCGUGGUGAAUUUAGGAACCAGGUGGGUCACGGCAAACAUUUAUAUUGAAAAAGACAGAAAUGCAUGUUAGCUGUCCUCUUUCUGUGAUAUUUCUGUCAGACUGUCCACCAGCAUUAGGGUUAUUUGACAAAGGGUGGCGUUAUGUUUGAUUCCGCCUUACAAAAAUCACCAGCUAUUCAUUCUUAACGUCAGGAUUCAAACACAACUCCUCACACCUGUGCUGAACUUUAUACUCUGCAAUUCAGGACCAAAUUCCUAGCUGUUAGUCGCUGUUAGAUGCCAGUUUGGAGCAGUCUCUCCCAAUUUCCUGUUCUUAGAGACGUACAGCGCUGUUUGUUUUGGUGGUCUCCCCCUUGCUCACAUGGAUAGCCUACCUGAGUCCACUAAUCAAGGGCUUUAACUAUCUGGAGACUCGGUCAAGUGUGCUCGGACAGUGAGAAAUCUGAACCAUCCAGUGCCGUGCGUCUUAGGAUAAGGGUUAGGAAGCACUGAUCUAGCCUACAGUAGUUAUGAUUUUCUUCAUUCUGGAGUUUCAUUUCUUUCUUCUACACAGAUGCCAUGUUUUUUAUAUGGAUGUAUUUAUAUACCAGCCAAACGUUUUUUUUAUUAUUAUUCUUAUUCUUAUUUGUGUUCUCGUCAGUCUUGUCAUACACCUUGUCUCCUUCUCCCAGGAAGGGCUAGAGUUUUAACUUUUGAGUUUUUUAUAUUUAAAUGUAGAGUUUUGACACUUAAAGAGAGGAAACGUUUGAUUAUUUUCUCAGUGUAUUUUUGUACAGAAAUAUAUAAGAAGGGGGUGUCAAUCGGUGUGUUAUCGCUGUUUGGAUUUCCUAAUUUUAAGAACUGGGUUGGUUGGUUAUCUCACAAUCGGCCUCCUAUUCCUGUUUACACUUUAAAUCUGCGGGCGUCUUAAAGACACAGACUCAAUUUCCACUUUCAAACCUGCAGGCGUCUUAAAGACACAGGCUCAUUUUUCAGCACAGCAGCAAACAUGUGCUCUGACACAAGGAGUUGGAGCGGCCAUAAGCCUAGCCUACCACGUUUCUCACCUCGGCUCUUGCCUAAUACAGAGAGAUUGUAGCUUUAAGUGAUCCGUUUGUGACCGUUUUUAUAUCAAGAGCAUCGGUUUGAACCACUGGAUGGAAUAUUAACAUGACACAUUUUCAAAUGCCGAUUUGAGUUCGCAAGAAUUAUGUAUUGCGUUUCUCAUUGUAUUUAAAUAUUUAAUCUUUUCUACUUGUCGGCUCAAUGAAGCCAAUUGUUUUAGUAUCUGAUGGCAUGGUGAAUAGAAUUUGUAUUUCCAAUUCAGGUUUCUAGCUGUUGUGUUUAUGAAAAAAAGAGCAAAAAAAAUCAGAAAAAAUGUGGAAACAUCUUUGUACAUUUGACUGUAUUAUAAGCAAAAAGAUUGUGUGUUUAUGUAUGUUGUUUCUCAGUAACAGGACAGGCACUAGAGCAGCCAUCUUAAUACACUCUUACUUAGUCUUGGGAGGGCUGUUCAGAUUAUAUAUAAACAAUUUUAAAUAUAUUAACCUUAUUUUCAUCCAUUCUGUGCAAUAUGUUGUGUCCAUUAUUGUUUUGUCUGGUCAUGCCAUAACAUGUUUUCUGAGGGGAGAGCAAUCUCACGCCAGCUAUUUGUGUGGUCACUGCCUGUCAGAUUGUUGAUAUAGGCCUACUUCUGUACAUAACUUUUUCAAGAAGGAAAAUAAAACUGAAAAACAAAUCAGCUGGAACUGAACUCUA
Messenger RNA from Alosa sapidissima (American shad), 3782 nucleotides. RefSeq names its product SRY-box transcription factor 4b (gene sox4b). The transcript has a single exon. NCBI's taxonomy places the organism in Eukaryota, Metazoa, Chordata, Actinopteri, Clupeiformes, Clupeidae. The record is from RefSeq and is a predicted model, not a curated record. Gene Ontology annotation, biological process: anatomical structure morphogenesis; positive regulation of transcription by RNA polymerase II; cell differentiation. Bases 453 to 1598 code for a protein of 381 amino acids. Gene Ontology annotation, molecular function: RNA polymerase II cis-regulatory region sequence-specific DNA binding; DNA-binding transcription activator activity, RNA polymerase II-specific.